Cyprinodon tularosa is the source of this 1369-nucleotide messenger RNA. RefSeq names its product G-protein coupled receptor 4-like. Lineage: Eukaryota; Metazoa; Chordata; Actinopteri; Cyprinodontiformes; Cyprinodontidae. Gene Ontology annotation, cellular component: membrane. Gene Ontology annotation, biological process: positive regulation of Rho protein signal transduction; phospholipase C-activating G protein-coupled receptor signaling pathway. The transcript has 4 exons. Gene Ontology annotation, molecular function: G protein-coupled receptor activity. The coding region runs from base 1 to 963 and encodes 320 amino acids. The record is from RefSeq and is a predicted model, not a curated record.
AUGUGUCCACCAGAGGGCCGGGAAUCAUGCAGCUCCGAGUUCGACUAUCACUUCCACCUCUUCUUGACGGCAAUAAAGAGUUCGAUGAUGUAUGAAGAAAUGGAAGCAUUCCAGUUCAACAAAUCAAAUUUCAGCAAAGGCGGCAAUGACAGCGACAGCCCUCCUGCAUUUAUCAUUAGUCCCCAUUCAUUCUUGCAUGUAGUCCAACUUAUCAUCAUCUGCACCGGUCUUCCUUUGACUCUUAUUGUGAUUGUUGCAGUUUAUUUUCUGAUUCGAGAAGAACGCGUUGCUCCCAUCUACAUCAUCAAUCUUCAUAUUUCUGAUCUGAUUCAACUGUGUUGCAUGGUGUAUUGGAAGGAGAUUGGAGAGGAUCAGGUGAGCGAUUGCAUCUAUUUCUUUGGAGAGAUGGCCAGCGUUGGAUUCAUGGUCUGUAUCUCCAUGGAAAGGUAUUUGAUCAUCACCAAGCCACUGUGGUACAGAUGCAACCGGAACAUCAAGCCCGUGGUGGUGGUCUGUCUUGUGGUCUGGAUUGCGCCUUUAAUUUAUGUUAUCCCUCUUUAUUUUCAAGUAAAAUUUGAGCUAAGAGAAACAAUUUUUGCAAUCUUCCAUCUCAUCCCUCUCCCCUUGUUUAUUUUCUUUUUGGCUGGGACCAUCAAAGCGCUUUCUGCAGCUCGCAGCGUCCCUACUGAGGAAAAACAAAGAAUCAUAGCAAUUUUGGUCACAGUCCUGCUAAUUUACACACUGUUGUUCAUUCCCAAUGUCAUCUGGUGCCUGGUUGAAGAGGCGAGACAGAAUAUUUUUAAUAUUGUGUCGUUCAUGCUCCUUAAUAUAAGUCCUCUUGCUGACUUGACCCUGUACUUCUUCAUUAGGAAAGGCGCCAUUGAUAAGGUUUUGAAAUCACUCUGUUGUUGUAAAACAACAUUGUAUGAAGACACAAACAACACAAGUACUGAUAAUGUGUAGCUUUUAUUUAAUGAGCCAGUUUAGGCCUUAAACGGUGACAUGAAGGGGCUGUGUUUUACUCAACCGCAUUUCUUUCCUUCUUGAUUUCGGAACUAUACAAUUAUUGUUACCCUUACAUAAACUUGCACAUUUCUUGUACGUUGAACAAUAACAAUCCCUUUUUUCGUCAUUUUAAUUGUAUGUUGUAAUUUAAUUUGUCGUCUGUAGUUUAAUUUGUCGUCUGCAUUUAUUCCUUUCCUAGCAGACGUGUGUUAUACCUAGGAAGCACUCUGAUGUUAAGGGUUGUGCCUAAGGACCCUCUAACCACUAUAGGGCUGAUUAUCCUCCGGCAGCAGUGUGUCGCAGUGAGCUUGUGACAGAUAUUUUUGAUUUAUGCCCAAUUUUGAAGCAUGGUCUGCGCUAUGUU